Messenger RNA from Microcebus murinus (gray mouse lemur), 4429 nucleotides. The record is from RefSeq and is a predicted model, not a curated record. NCBI's taxonomy places the organism in Eukaryota, Metazoa, Chordata, Mammalia, Primates, Cheirogaleidae.
AUGACCGCCUGUGCCCUGCUAGGCGGUGGGCUUCGGGACCCGCGGCUCUGCGCCCCCGCGCGGUGGGCUCGGGCCCUGGCCGGCCCGCGGCGCCCGCUCCCGCCCCUGCUCCUGCUGCUCGCCCUGCUGCCCUCCGCCCUCUCCGCAGCGUUCACAGUGGGGGUGCUGGGGCCCUGGGCCUGCGACCCCAUCUUCGCCCGGGCCCGCCCGGACCUGGCCGCCCGCCUGGCCGCCGCCCGCGUGAACCACGACCCUGCCCUGGCAGGCGGGUCCCGCUUCGAGGUCGCGCUGCUGCCCGAGCCGUGCCGGACGCCGGGCUCGCUGGGGGCGGUGUCCUCCGCGCUGGCCCGCGUCUCCGGCCUUGUGGGUCCAGUGAACCCUGCAGCCUGCCGGCCAGCCGAGCUACUGGCCCAGGAGGCCGGGGUCGCGCUGGUGCCCUGGGGCUGCCCCGGGACACAGGCGGCGGGCACCACAGCCCCCGCCACGACGCCCGCGGCGGAUGCCCUCUACACGCUCCUUCGAGCAUUCCGCUGGGCGCGCCUGGCCCUGAUCACCGCCCCCCAGGACCUGUGGGUGGAGGCAGGACGCUCGUUGUCCACGGCACUCAGGGCCCGGGGCCUGCCUGUCGCCCUGGUGACCUCCAUGGAACCCCCGGACCUGUCUGGAGCCCGGGAGGCCCUGAGGAGGGUCCAGGAUGGGCCCAGGGUCAGAGCCGUGAUCAUGGUGAUGCACUCGGUGCUGCUGGGCGGCCAGGAGCAGCGCUGCCUUCUGGAGGCCGCAGAGGAGCUGGGCAUGGCCGAUGGCUCCCUGGUCUUCCUGCCCUUCGACACGCUCCACUACGCCUUGUCCCCAGGCCCAGAGGCCUUGGCCGCACUCGCCAACAACUCCCAGCUUCGCAGGGCCCACGAUGCGGUGCUCACCCUCACGCGCCGCUGUCCCGCGGCAGGCAGCGUUCUGGACAGCCUGCGCAGGGCCCAGCAGCGCCAAGAGCUGCCCCCAGACCUCAAUCUGCAGCAGGUCUCCCCACUUUUUGGUACCAUCUACGAUGCAGUCUUCUUGUUGAUGAGGGGCAUGGCGGGAGCACAGGCAGCCGCAGGUGGCGGCUGGGUGUCUGGAGCAGCCGUGGCCAGCCAAGUCCGGGAUGCCCAGGUCCCUGGCUUCUGCGGGGCCCUAGGUGGAGCUGAGGAGCCGUCAUUUGUGCUGCUGGACACGGACGCGGUGGGGGACCAGCUGUUUGCCACAUACAUGUUGGACCCCGUCCAGGGCGCUCUUCGCUCCGCUGGGACCCCCGUGCACUUCCCUCGUGGGGGACCAGGGCCUGGACCUGACCCCUUGUGCUGGUUCGAUCCAGACGUCAUCUGCAAUGGAGGAGUGGAGCCGGGCCUCAUCUUUCUUGGCUUCCUCCUAGUGGUUGGGAUGGGGCUGUCCGGGGCCUUCCUGGCCCAUUACGUGAGGCACCGGCUACUUCACAUUCAAAUGGUCUCAGGCCCCAACAAGAUCAUCCUGACUACAGAUGACAUCACCUUCCUCCACCCACAGGGGGGCAACUCUCGAAAGGUGGUCCAGGGGAGCCGAUCGAGUCUGGCUGCCCGCAGUGUGUCAGACAUUCGCAGUGUCCCCAGCCAGCCCUCAGACAGCUCCAACAUUGGCCUCUAUGAGGGAGACAGGGUUUGGCUGAAGAAAUUCCCAGGGUAUCAGCACCUAACUAUCCGCCCAGCAACCAAGAUGGCCUUCUCCAAGCUUCAGGAGCUCCGGCACGAGAACGUGGCCCUCUACGUGGGGCUGUUCCUGGCGGGGGGAGCAGACGGCCCUGUGUCCCCUGGAGAAAGCUUCCUGGCAGUGGUCUCGGAGCACUGUGCGCGGGGCUCCCUCCACGACCUCCUUGCCCAGAGAGAGAUAAAGCUGGACUGGAUGUUCAAGUCCUCUCUCCUGCUGGACCUCAUCAAGGGAAUGAGGUAUCUGCACCACCGAGGGGUACCUCACGGGCGGCUUAAGUCACGGAACUGCAUAGUGGACGGAAGGUUCGUGCUCAAGGUCACAGAUCACGGCCACUCGCGACUGCUGGAAGCGCAGAGGGUGUUACCAGAGCCUCCCAGCGCCGAGGACCAGCUGUGGACAGCCCCGGAGCUGCUGAGGGACCCGGCCCUGGAGCGCCGGGGAACGCUGGCCGGCGACGUCUUCAGUUUGGGCAUCAUCAUGCAGGAGGUCGUGUGCCGCAGUACCCCCUACGCCAUGCUGGAACUGACUCCCGAGGAAGUGGUGCAGAGGGUGCAGAGCCCCCCUCCACUGUGUCGGCCCUUGGUGUCCAUGGACCAGGCGCCCAUGGAGUGCAUCCAGCUGAUGAAACAGUGCUGGGCAGAGCAGCCAGAACUUCGGCCCACCAUGGACCGCACCUUUGACCUGUUCAAGAGCAUCAACAAGGGCCGGAAGACGAACAUCAUCGACUCCAUGCUGCGGAUGCUGGAGCAGUACUCCAGUAACCUGGAGGACCUGAUCCGGGAGCGCACGGAGGAGCUGGAGCAGGAAAAGCAGAAGACAGACCGGCUGCUCACACAGAUGCUGCCUCCGUCUGUGGCUGAGGCCCUCAAGACAGGGACACCCGUGGAGCCCGAAUACUUUGAGGAGGUGACGCUGUACUUCAGUGACAUCGUGGGCUUCACCACCAUCUCAGCCAUGAGUGAGCCCAUCGAGGUGGUGGACCUGCUCAACGACCUCUACACCCUCUUUGAUGCUAUCAUUGGCUCCCACGAUGUCUACAAGGUAGAGACAAUUGGGGACGCCUAUAUGGUGGCCUCAGGACUGCCUCAGAGGAAUGGGCAGCGGCACGCGGCAGAGAUCGCCAACAUGUCGCUGGACAUUCUCAGUGCCGUGGGCUCUUUCCGCAUGCGCCACAUGCCGGAGGUGCCCGUGCGCAUCCGCAUCGGCCUGCACUCGGGCCCCUGCGUGGCGGGCGUGGUGGGCCUCACCAUGCCGCGGUACUGCCUGUUUGGAGACACGGUCAACACCGCCUCGCGCAUGGAGUCCACCGGGCUGCCUUACCGCAUCCACGUGAACUUGAGCACCGUGAAGAUUCUCGGCGCUCUGAACCAGGGCUACCAGAUGGAGCUUCGGGGCCGCACGGAGCUGAAGGGCAAGGGCGCCGAGGACACGUACUGGCUGGUGGGCAGACGCGGCUUCGACAAGCCCAUCCCCAAACCGCCCGACCUGCAGCCGGGGAGCAGCAACCACGGCAUCAGCCUGCGGGAGAUCCCACCCGAGCGGCGCCGGAAGCUGGAGAAGGCGAGGCCAGGCCAGUUCUCGGAGAAGUGAGGCCCAGCGCCCACCACCGCCGCCCCUGACAGAUUUUCUCUGUACUUAGGUCCCAGAGGUUGAAGGGCAGAUUCUGCAGGGAUUGCUGGCCUUGGACGUGACAGUGUGGAUGUAGCUCUCACUCUCCUACCUCUUCCCGCCCUACCCCACCCCUCCUCCCUUCCCCUUCCUUGCCUGUGGGGGCCUGCAGUGUGCUUCUCGGAGCCUCAGGGAGGAGUCCGGAAGCAGGUGCAGAGGGAUUAGCUCAGGCAGGCUUGGGCAGGGCACCCCCCAGAAGAGGAGGAUGAGCAGGGCCCAAACCCAGCCCCGGGUAGAGGUGAAGUGGGCGGGGCUGAGCAGAUCCCUUCCACCUUUCACUCGGCCUCAUUCCCAGGCUGCCUGCCUCAAUCUCAAAUGACCGGAUGUGAUGAGGGAAGAGCCUGAUGAAGGACAGCCCUGCCCUCCUCCCCAGCUAGGAGAACUCAGGGACCCCCCACCCCAGAGCACACAGAGCCAGUGAGAGAAGGGGCAAGAUUAAGUCAGUCUCCUCUCUGCCCCACAGCCUCCUUCUUUCUCUGUCCCUGUCUGCCUCUCUGCUGUAACCUCCUCUCUCCCUGUCCCCAGUGUCCUCUUUCUGCCCAGCAGUUUCUCUGCAGUUUCCUCCGUUUCUGUGGAGUCUUUUUUCCUGGGCCCAGUCGGUUAUCCAGUCUUAGAGCCCUGCCUCAAGUCCUCCCCACCUCCCUGCCCUGUUGUUCCUGGGUCCCAGGCAGGUCCCAGGAGAGCACCUGGCUUGGUCAUUAGGCACUCCCCACCUUCAGAUGUGUUUACACUACCUCUGCCAGCUGGCCUGUGCCAGGAGAACCCCUGCCUUGGGGCUGUCCUUGCCUCUGGGAUGGCUCUGUAGCUGGGACCAGCGAUGGCCACAGCAGGGACCUCCCACAGCUGCCGCUUGGAUCCCACAGCAGGGACCCCACAGCAUGUCCCGGGUCCCACCUGGCACCUUUUCUUUGUGUGCUCCUCGUCCCCAUCUGCAGUGGACCCCGGGCACCCCUCUUUGGGGAGGCAGGGUGAGCUGUUUUUUGGCAGGGGUUUGGGACACUGCAUUGUUGGCCUGUGUUCAGCGGGCUCUUCUGGACCUUGC